Messenger RNA from Fonsecaea monophora, 3354 nucleotides. RefSeq lists its product as hypothetical. Bases 1 to 3354 code for a protein of 1117 amino acids. NCBI's taxonomy places the organism in Eukaryota, Fungi, Ascomycota, Eurotiomycetes, Chaetothyriales, Herpotrichiellaceae. The transcript has 2 exons. The record is from RefSeq and is a predicted model, not a curated record. Gene Ontology annotation, biological process: rRNA acetylation involved in maturation of SSU-rRNA. Gene Ontology annotation, cellular component: 90S preribosome; nucleolus. Gene Ontology annotation, molecular function: tRNA binding; ATP binding; 18S rRNA cytidine N-acetyltransferase activity.
AUGCCUCGAAAAGCCAUCGACUCCCGCAUCCCAGCGCUGAUCCGCAAUGGCAUUCAGGAAAAGAAGCGCAGUUUCAUCGUCGUGGUGGGCGACCGAGCAAAAGAUGUUAUUGUCCACCUGCACUAUAUCAUGUCCUCGGUCGAUAUCAAGCAGAAUAGAUCUGUCUUGUGGGCUUACAAAAAAGACCUCCUAGGUUUCACGUCCCACCGAAAAAAGCGCGAAGCAAAAAUCAGGAAGGAAAUCAAACGAGGCAUUCGAGACCCGGACACUGAAGAUCCUUUCGAGCUGUUCGUCACGUUGCACAAUAUUCGAUAUGUUUACUACAAAGAGACGGACAAGAUCCUUGGUAACACAUAUGGUAUGUGUAUUCUUCAGGAUUUCGAGGCCAUAACACCGAAUCUCCUCGCCAGAACUGUGGAAACGGUUGAAGGCGGCGGAUUGGUUCUCCUCCUGCUGAAAGGAAUGAAAAGUCUGAAGCAGCUAUACACAAUGUCUAUGGAUGUACAUUCGAGAUAUCGGACAGAAGCCCAUGAUGAUGUGGUGGCCAGAUUCAAUGAGAGGUUCAUUCUCUCUUUGGGAAAUUGCGAAUCUUGCUUGGUGGUGGAUGACGAGCUCAAUGUUCUGCCCAUAUCCGGAGGAAAGAAUGUCCAACCUUUGCCCCCACCGAGUAGUGAGGCUGAACGUGUGCUGCCGAAUCAGAAGGAGUUGAAGGAAAUCAAAGACAGUUUGGCGGACAGCAGACCAGUCGGACCUCUGAUUACUCUUGCCAAAACUGUCGAUCAAGCGAAGGCUCUUCUUACCUUUGUCGAUGCGAUAUCAGAGAAGACCCUCCGGAGUACUGUCACACUUACUGCGGCUCGAGGCCGAGGGAAAUCAGCAGCUCUUGGAGUGGCCGUUGCUGCUGCAAUAGCUCAUGGCUACAGCAACAUCUUCAUCACCUCACCAAGUCCUGAAAAUUUGAAGACAUUGUUUGAAUUUGUCAUCAAAGGCUUCGACGCCCUAGAAUAUAUGGAUCAUGUCGACUAUACGAUUUUGCAAUCAACAAAUCCGGAUUACAACAAAGCCAUCGUACGGAUCAACGUCCACCGGCAACAUCGGCAAACCAUCCAGUAUAUUCAACCUCAAGAUGCCCAUGUCCUCGGUCAAGCAGAACUGGUGGUCAUCGAUGAAGCAGCAGCAAUUCCUUUGCCGCUGGUACGGAAAUUGAUGGGGCCUUAUCUUGUCUUCAUGGCAUCCACCAUCAAUGGCUACGAGGGAACUGGCCGUUCGCUGUCGCUGAAACUCAUCCAACAACUACGAGAGCAGUCUAGGGGUGGACCUAGCACUAAUGGAGACGAUGUCGAGGUUGCAGACAAGGCGACAGGCAAGGCAGCCAAGGAUGGCGCCAAAGUCUACACCGGCGGAAGAAGUUUGAGAGAGAUCACGCUGUCAGAACCUAUCCGUUACGCACCCGGAGAUGGCGUUGAGAAAUGGCUGAAUCGGCUAUUAUGUCUCGACGCCACGUUGCCCAAGUCGAAGAUGAAUACCCAAGGGACGCCUCAUCCGUCAACAUGUGAAUUGGUCCAUGUCAACCGUGAUACGCUUUUCUCCUUUCAUCCUGUUUCCGAAAAGUUCCUGCAACAAAUGAUGGCGCUUUAUGUUGCGUCGCAUUACAAGAAUUCUCCCAAUGAUCUUCAACUCAUGUCUGACGCCCCAGCACAUCAACUCUUUGUACUGAUCCCCCCGAUAUCUGAGAACGCAAACAAACUACCGGAGCCUUUGUGUGUCAUCCAAGUCGCUCUCGAGGGUCGGAUCAGCAAAAAGUCGGUUCUGAGCAGCUUGUCCCGUGGUCAGAGGGCAGGGGGUGACUUGAUUCCCUGGCUGGUCAGUCAACAAUUCCAGGACUCGGAAUUUGCCGGACUGUCCGGUAGCCGCGUUGUUAGAAUUGCUACGAACCCGGAUUACCUGAAUAUGGGCUAUGGGUCACGGGCACUGGAGCUCCUGAGGGACUUUUACGAGGGCAAGUUCACCUCUUUGUCUGAGACGGACGAGACCACAAUAGAGGAUGCAGAGCACAUGCCGCGCGUCACGGACGCCGAACUCGAAGAAUCCAAUCUGCUCGAUGACAAUAUCAAAGUACGCGAUAUACACGAAAUGCCGCCACUUUUCAGCAAACUCUCCGAACGACGACCCGACCGCUUAGACUAUCUCGGUGUCUCGUUUGGCUUGACACAGCCACUCCAUAAAUUCUGGAAAAGACAUUCCUUCGCACCCGUGUAUCUGCGGCAAACGCCUAACGAGUUGACGGGCGAGCAUUCCUGCGUUAUGCUCCGGCCUCUUUCGACAAGCACAACCACAGAUAACUCGUGGCUGGCGGCUUAUGCGCAAGAUUUCCACAAACGGUUUCUUACUCUGCUGUCCUAUCAAUUCCGCACCUUUCCUUCGGUCCAAGGACUGUCUAUUUCGGAGUCCGCCUCGCGAGCCACCAAAUCUGGCCCUGACGAGUCAUCCUCGACGAAUGUGAAACCUCUCACCAAAGCCGAUCUUGACGCCCACUUCUCGCCUUUUGAUCUUGCCCGUCUUGAGUCAUACGCCAACAACCUGCUUGAUUACCAUGUCAUCCUCGACCUGCUACCUGCCCUCGCUUACCUCUAUUUUACUGGCCGCCUCAAGCUCCCACCUUGCAACGUCAGUCUGUCUGGAGUGCAGCAGAGUAUACUACUGGCAAUCGGGUUGCAGAGGAAGGACCUCAGUGACGUGGAAAAGGAGCUGAACUUGCCGAGCAACCAGCUGUUAGCCAUGUUUGUGAAGGUGGUCAGGAAGAUCAGCACGGCAUUGAGGGCAGUUUUGAGCAGCGAGGUGGAGGCGAGCUUGAGCGAGAAGAAAGAGAUCGAAACGAAUAGCGAGGCGGCAAUCAACUCAAACCCCAGCGGUGGCAGGGUACACAUUGCACCUCUGGGCCCUGCGAAUGGUGAUGACGGUGGGGAAGAAGAUGAGGAAGAAGUCGACCCAGAAAUGCGAGAGAAACAAAGGGCAAUGAUCGAUGCGUUGCCGCUUGACAAGUACGAAAUCUCCACCACUAACGCCGCAGACGACCGGGCCUGGGAGCAAGCCGAACGACAGGUCCGCGAAGCCGGCAACAGCACCGUCGUGAGCAUCAAAAGUGCCGGUGGAAAAGUGAAAAAGCGGAAGAUUGACGACUCGGAAGGUGAUGGUGGAGAAGGAGACGAAGACGCCGCCGCUCGAGGUGGUGAUCACAACAGGGAGAAGAGGCGGAAAGACAAGAAAGGAGGCCGGAUAGAGGGGAGCGGAGGAGGGAAGAAGAAGACAGGAAAGACAAAGGACAAGGAUAAGGAGAGAAGAAGAAAAGCAUGA